Messenger RNA from Aspergillus sclerotioniger CBS 115572, 1388 nucleotides. RefSeq names its product aldose 1-epimerase. NCBI's taxonomy places the organism in Eukaryota, Fungi, Ascomycota, Eurotiomycetes, Eurotiales, Aspergillaceae. Gene Ontology annotation, molecular function: aldose 1-epimerase activity; carbohydrate binding. The transcript has 2 exons. The coding region runs from base 354 to 1352 and encodes 332 amino acids. Gene Ontology annotation, biological process: beta-D-galactose catabolic process via UDP-galactose, Leloir pathway; glucose metabolic process. The record is from RefSeq and is a predicted model, not a curated record.
CUGCCUGAGGCAGGAAAGGUGGCCGGAAGUUUACCCGAUUAGGCAAAUCAGCCACAUCGUACGGAGGGCGGUUUAGCCUAAUAGGAGGCAGGUAGAGGCCAUUCAGCAUGGAUCCUGGAAAUUUAACCGAGUUUAAAUUGACCUCAGGAGACAGCCAUACCAGCCACGGUCUGUCACCGCUUACUCCAGUUCAGUGUUUCUCCGGCGUGAGCCACAGGUGGUUGGAGCUCAUUGCGGGGUAGCGGGCGGUCGUGACAUCUCCAUUGGCACUCCUUAUAUCGAACUUCCUCGCUCUUACUCGAGUUCAGUCGUCAAGCAGACACAAAUUAUCUACUACUGCUGCUACAUUCAACAUGGGAGACAAAACCUCGGCCAAGUUCUCGUCUUUGGGCGCCAUCAUCCAAGAAUUCAACGUGGACGGCCAGAACAUCGUCCAAGGUUUCUCCACGAAAGAACUCUACGAGAAACAUAACUCGCCCUGGUUCGGUGCCAACAUUGGACGGGUCGCCAACCGAAUCAAGGAUGGUGUCAUUCGCAACCUCAAUGGCCGCGAGUACCAGCUUGAGAAGAAUGACCCUCCCAAUGCGUUGCACGGCGGUAGUCGGGGAUGGGGCCGCUGCGACUUCGAAGGCCCGACGGUGCUGAGUCGCAAUGGCAAGAACACGCUGCUGUACACGUAUCUGAGCCCCCAUGAUGAAGCAGGGUACCCGGGUACAGUGGAGUUGAGAGUCUUCUAUACCACAAGUGAAGAAGUGGAGAAUGGAAGCACCAAAUCUGUACUACACAUCGAGUAUGAGGCUGAGCUGGUGGGCGAUGAGUGUGAGGAGACGGUCAUCAACUUGACCAACCACAGUUAUUUCAACAUUGGCGGGGGCGCAACAACCGAAGGAACCAUUGCCAAACUGGCUACGCAGGAUUAUCUACCUCUGGAGAGCGGCAUUCCCCUGGGCCCCAUCGAGCCUUAUCCCAGUGAAGUAACCAAGGACUUUACCUUUGGCCCGCAUAACCAAUUCGAUGAUGUCUUCGUCAUGGAGCGCGAGAUCGCCCGCGUACCGCUCGAUACGCGCGGAGAGCCCCUCCGACUACAGGCGGAGUUCCAGCAUCCGGACUCGCGCUUGCAUCUGCAGGUACACAGCACGGAGCCAGCCUUCCAAUUUUACACGGGGCAGGGUAUCGACGUGCCUGAGACCGACAGGAAUCCAAGCCGGGGCCCGUUUGCGGGGUUCUGCAUCGAGCCCAGUCGGUUUGUCAAUGCGAUCAACGAGCCCGCGUGGCGGCACACGGUCGUGCUCAAGAAGGGGGCGAAAUACGGCAGCACAAUCGUGUACAAAGCCUGGAGGGGCCCGAGGUGAAUUGCCGGGGCCACGAAUGGGGGAUGUCAUGCCAUU